GGAAGCAGUAUGGUGUCGGUGAAAUAUUUUUACAAAUUUAAGUUUGACUUUUAUCAGCGACACCUAUGUGUUAAAUUUGUGUAAACUAUUAGUCGAUAUUUAAACGCCAUGAAAACCGCACUCGUUGUUUUGGUCUGUUUUCGCUUGUCUUGUCUGUUUGUGUGUUCGCUGAAUUUCAAAAACAACGCUUUUUUGACAAAAUGGUACGACAACCCUGACGUUUUGUCCGACGUUCCCACAAUGGUAAAAAGAAACGGGUAUAACAUAGAAACGUACCAGGUGACAACCCAAGAUGGUUAUAUUUUGACUUUGUUUUACGUUUUUGGAAAAAAUAAACCCUCUAAACCAAACCCGGUUUAUCUGCAACAUGGUUUGACUGUGACUAGUGGACACUACGUGGAUCUGGGGAACCGCUCUUGUGCAUUUUAUUUCGUCGACAAGGGUUACCAAGUGUGGCUAGGAAACAUCCGCGGGUCAGUUUAUUCCCGAAAACAUAGAAAUUUGACCACCCGUGAUCCACAAUUCUGGACUUACAAUUUGGACAACAUAGUCGAAAAUGAUCUACCCGCUCUGAUCUCGUUCGUUUACACUAAGAGUGGCCACAAAGUACACUACGUCGGAGAUUCCUUUGGAACUACCAUCGGAAUCAUGUUUGCUUCGUCACAUCCCAAAGCUAGUUCAAUGCUUCAGUCGGUCUUUCUUUUAGGUCCCACUGUAUACGUCCACAACCUCGUCCCACUCAAAUAUUUUUAUAAACCAGCCCUUGCAGUGACCGACAUGUUAAUUCAAUUCGGAGUGCGAGGACUUUUCUACCAAAAUUUCUUACCAGCGCUUGGAGUCUACACUUGUGGAGUGUUACCGCAGCUAUGUCUCAACUUUAUAACAGUCGCUUCAGGCUCGAACAAGUUGUUUCCGCCAGAAGAUUUGCCCCUGUUUUUCAGCUAUUGGCCCGACGGGGUGUCCAUCCUCGAGUUUAAACAUUAUUUGCAACUGGGUUUAAGUAACAAGUUGCAGAAGUUUGACCACGGGCGUCGCACUAAUUUAAAGAAAUAUGGAGCACGCGAUCCUCCGUUAUAUAAUUUGAGUGCGGUUAGUGUGCCGGUGUGCAUAUUUUAUGGAGAAAGUGACGUGUACUACGACAAAGAGGACCUUGAGAGGACAUACGACGAAAUCGGGACUAGGCAAAAGUGCAAAUAUUCCGUGUCGAAUGGCGAGAAUAUUCCUUACGCGCACGUAGAUUUUGCCUAUAGUAAGACAGUUAUAGAAGAUCUGUUCGACGUAAUGUUGGAAGUUUUUAAGAAAUUUGAGGAUUGAAGUUAAAAUUAAAAGUGUUAUUGUUUUUGUUCAUAAUUUUGCAGAAAAUGUAGGCACACCAAAAUCGCACACACUUGGAGUAUUUUCCACCUAAGAUUCGCUAGCACAGUUUUUGAGAUGACG
Zophobas morio is the source of this 1437-nucleotide messenger RNA. RefSeq names its product lipase member K-like. Gene Ontology annotation, biological process: lipid metabolic process. The record is from RefSeq and is a predicted model, not a curated record. Gene Ontology annotation, molecular function: hydrolase activity, acting on ester bonds. The coding region runs from base 109 to 1314 and encodes 401 amino acids. The transcript has 8 exons. NCBI's taxonomy places the organism in Eukaryota, Metazoa, Arthropoda, Insecta, Coleoptera, Tenebrionidae.